CCGUUUCUCGUCGAUCCGUAUCUCGGAGUCGCGACAUAUACUGAGGACGUCUCCUCCGUUGAGCCAAGUCCAUAUGAAGGGACUCGUUGGAUCCGGGGGAUACGUCAGAGGCUCGACCGGCUCGGCUCGGGACAGCUCAGUCCAGGCACCUCUUUAUCAGCGAAUUAAACCGCAGUCGGCCUUGGGCAUCCACGACCACGUCAUCCUCAGCAUCCCCGGGAUACACGCGCGUGUACGUAGAAGACGACCUGUUUGGUUUAUCGGUGGCUAGAACACGCAAAGAGAGACGAAAAUCAUCGUCGUCGUUGAUGAAACUCUGAUCGGAUAUCCAUAUUGUUCCGUGCUACCAGCAACAUGGAUGAACACGAGAGAAACCUGAUGACGGGGACGUUGGAACAGAGGAAAGAGGCCUUCAAGGAGGACGAGGAGCUGAUGAGGGAAACGACGAAAUUUAUUAGCGAAGUGAUAGAGACCGCAGCUACGGAAGCCUCGAAAAGAAAAGCUCAAUCGGAGGGAGCUGAUACAGGCGAAGGCAGUAGAUUGAAGGGUGGCGAUACCAUCGCUGGCUGGAACAACCGUGCGCGUGGAUUCUGCAAUCGUAUUCUGAAUGCCCUUUGCCCGUGCUUCACCAAUCAUGAACUGUUCGCCUGGACUCCGUACCGGUAUCGCUUCACACGACCUUAACCGUUCGAUGACCUCCGGAUUUCCCGUUCAGUCGUGCGGGCUUGCAAUUGAUUGCAAAUGAACAAAACUAGGAUUAAGUUCUUUCCACUGUCAAUUCCGAUCUUUCGCGCAUCGCGCGUCUUUUGUACGCGAACCACAAUUGAAGACAUCCGUCACGUGUCUAUUGAACAAAAAUCAAUCACGACUUUCUAAAUCUCGAUAGGAACACUGUCGUUUAGGGAUAUUAGUCGUGCGUAAACACGAAGACUAUAUCUCAUAGAACGUACAAAUUCGAUGUUGCGUCGACGUUGCCCGAAUUAAUCUUUCUGUCGCGUAAGAAAGACGAAGGUUAAAUCUGCUGCUUCAGCUGCUGUGCAGCCGAACAAAUCUACAUUAGUGUUCAAUGGAAGAAGUAAUUAAUUAAAAACUGUGUAAUUAAUUAAAAACGACUUGUGUACUUCGUUUUGAAGUGAACUGCGUUUGUCGAGUAGUUUGGUCGAACAUGGCAAUACUUUGGGUCUCUUAUUUCGUUCGAAGUAUAUGUCAUCUUAAUUAAUUAUUAUGCCUUCCAAUUCUACAAGUAUCUCAAAUAAAUAUCUUGAUGAUAUCUCUUACAUUUUUUCACAAUAUUAAAUUAACUUUAAAUUUCAAACGUACGUAAAAAAAAUUUCAUAUAUAACAAUCAAAAAGAAAUGUGUAAGAUUCGCAAUCAUUUUUAAUAUUAAUAUUUCAAGCAUCUAAAUUUUCUUUCGCACUUCGACAAAGUGAUGAUGUGUGUAUAUAAACUCUAGUUUUAUAUUAAAUGAAAAAGUUGAAGAAUUAAAUAUUGGAAUUUAUAAAUGAUAUAAAAUAUGUGUGAACAGUUAAAAAGAGACGAGAUAUAGACGUGUAUUACAUUGUCAAAGGAAUAAAUGUUUAUAAGAUUAAUAAUCUUGAUCUUUCAAAUGUCUCACAGAAAUUAUAUCGUACUUGUUACAUACUUAAAUUCAUUAAUUUAUAUCAAUUUAUGAUUUAUCAAUUCAACAUGUCUGAGAAAUAUGACGCAAUUUUUAAUCAAUUCGACUGGUUGAGAGAGAAAUUUAAUUUGGUUCUAAUAAUUUGGCAUAUGUUUAAGUUUGAAGACACAAAACACAGCUAUAAUGCAUGUGAAAAUAGCUAGAAAAUUUGUGUAUUAAACGCUGUAUUUUACGUGUUUAUAUGUCAUAGGAUGUCAAACAAAAGGAAUUAAUCAAACGUAUGGCGUAUUCCAUAAUUUGGUCAAUAUUAAUUUUGCUUUAAAAUUUACGGAGAGAAUUUCGUUGUAGAUAAGCAAUAUAGCAACACUAUACCACUGAUAUCGCUUGUUAGGCACAAGAGAAUCGGAUCGAUACCGUUGGUAUGGGACUAUAUCAACAACGUAUAUGCUAUAUCAGAUCGAAUGCAGAUGAGUGCAAUGGUGUGUCGUUGGUAUUUAUUUUACUCUUCCCAAAAAUCUGCAAAAUCGUCAAAGAGAUUAUUCGGAUAAAAAAAUCAUCAUAUUGUACAUAAUAGAGGAAAAGAAAUUAAAUCAGUUACGAGACUGAGAGAAAUUUCAGUAAUAAUCGACUACGUUUUUCCAAAAGUGCUGUGUGUUAUCCGUACUCACAUUGAAUGUACCUGUGUUAAUCAAUAAUGUAUAAGUCGUUAGAGGUUUAAUUGUAUAGUCAUUGUUAUACAGGAUAUUCCUGAAAGGACACGGUAUAAUGGUGGAUAUUUGGAAUAAAAUUAAAUAUUCCUUAAUAAAAAUUAUUCGCGUAUAUAAAUUUGUAUCCGUAUAAAAUAGAGCUGUGCGACAAGGUUUACGUGACAAUACGAUGAGAUAUCAAGGCUUGUCUCUUUUUGGAGUAUCCUGAUGUUCAAAUCUCUCUGCGCGAGAGAGUCAGCACAAAUUUACACGGAUCGUGUUGUUUUCUCAGCUCCUGUGUAACGUGUACCAGUACGACUAUCGCGUAUAUUUGGUAUAUAAACUGACGAUGAUUGUAUGUAUAUCUCGACGUUGAAUCGUCGACGGAGAAAGGGUGCCGGAAAGAAAAUCAAUAUAUCCAUACGGUUUCGGCUAUGAAUCGCCGUUUUGCUAAAUAGCGCGUCUGUGCCGCUUACAUAUACCAUUUCGCUGGCAAAAUUAACGAGAAAUGCGCGAGAUAUCAUAUAUAUACAUAUAUAUAUAUAUAUAUAUAUAUAUAUAUAUAUAUAUAUAUUCGUUUGCGCGCCUUUGCCUUUCCCUCUUAUAAUCGUUCAUCUGUAUGUGCAUAUCUGAAAAAUUCAUAGUGUGCAAGAGGCAUGCUAGGAGGUUGCGAGGUCCAAACACAUUUUAAUUUCGCGCACACAUAUACAUAUAUAUAUAUAUAUAUAUAUAUAUAUAAGUCCAUUUAGCAGUAGGAUGUCCCUGAUAAUAAUUUGCUGAAUGUUCUCGUUCACGUUAUUUCUUGAAACAGAGAGGGAGAGUAAAAAAGAGAAAUUAUGCGAAGAAGUACUCUUCACGUUGCCUAUUUAGAUGUAUAGAGGGGUCAACAGUGUAUUAUGUAUAUCUGAGACGAGUGACAAUCAAACGUAUGUGGACGUAGAAUUGUCGUGAUAUAUAUAUUAUACAUAUACAUAUACAUAAAUACAGAGACGUAUAAAAUUUCAUAUCGCGAUAAACUUUGUAUUUUGCGUUACUGAAAAGUAUUUGAAAUAUAUAAAUAAAAGAGAAAUAUAUUGCGCGCUAUAAUGUUAUCUUCAUAUAUCUUCAUAUAUGUAUCUUUCGUAUCAUAAAACUGCAAAUUAACACAGCAACUGCUAUUGACGGGUAUCCAACUAUCAGAGACCUACACAUACCGUUGACAGACCUACAUCAUACUUGUGAAAGUAUUAUUCUGAAAACAAUGUCACGUAUAUAAAUACAAAAUAAAUAUUUACUUUGAAAGAAA
Molecule: messenger RNA, 3590 nt
Organism: Nylanderia fulva
Lineage: Eukaryota; Metazoa; Arthropoda; Insecta; Hymenoptera; Formicidae
Source: RefSeq, a predicted model, not a curated record